Miscanthus lutarioriparius is the source of this 837-nucleotide messenger RNA. The record is from the annotation of a GenBank genome assembly. Lineage: Eukaryota; Viridiplantae; Streptophyta; Magnoliopsida; Poales; Poaceae.
AUGACCCGGCGGAACGGCUGUACGAUCUACGUGGGCAAUCUCCCCGGCGACAUCCGCGAGAGGGAAGUAGAUGAUCUCUUCUACAAGUAUGGACGUAUAGUGGAAAUUGACUUGAAAAUUCCACCGAGGCCUCCUGGUUUUGCUUUUGUUGAGUUUGAGGACCCACGUGAUGCUGAAGAUGCAAUAUAUGGCCGUGAUGGAUACAACUUUGAUGGCCAUAGGUUGCGGGUGGAAUUAGCUCAUGGUGGACGAGGUCCAUCUUCUUUUGAUCGAUCUAGCAGCUAUAGUAGUGCUGGACAACGCGGUGCCUCUAAACGUUCUGAUUACCGUGUUAUGGUUACUGGAUUACCUUCUUCAGCAUCAUGGCAAGAUCUCAAGGAUCAUAUGCGGCGAGCUGGUGAUGUCUGUUUCACUGAUGUGUAUCGUGACGCUGGAGCAACUAUUGGACUAGCUGAUUAUACUAACUACGAAGAUAUGAAACACGCGAUAAGGAAGCUAGAUGAUUCUGAGUUCCGUAAUGCUUUUUCAAGGACACAUAUCCAGGUGAGGGAGUAUGAUGCUAGGCGCAGCCGUUCUCGCUCCAGAGGCAGAAGUCGUAGCCGCUCUAAGUCGAGAAGCAGAAGCCGUAGCCGCUCAUACUCAAGAAGCAGAAGCCGCAGUUAUAGCAAGAGUAGGAGCCCAAGAUCUAGAUCUGCUUCUCAGUCAAAAUCACCUGUUAAAGCAAGAUCACCAUCCAGAUCCCCUCCUGUUUCUCCCCUGCGUGACAAGUCUGCAAGCAGGAGUCCUGCCAGGAGCAAAAGUCUGCCCUUAUCUUGUUCUCCGGCAAAACCUGAAUGA